Molecule: messenger RNA, 631 nt
Organism: Corticium candelabrum
Lineage: Eukaryota; Metazoa; Porifera; Homoscleromorpha; Homosclerophorida; Plakinidae
Product: large ribosomal subunit protein uL29-like
Exons: 3
Coding region: 128-505 (125 amino acids)
Biological process (GO): maturation of LSU-rRNA from tricistronic rRNA transcript (SSU-rRNA, 5.8S rRNA, LSU-rRNA); translation
Cellular component (GO): cytosolic large ribosomal subunit; ribosome
Molecular function (GO): mRNA binding; structural constituent of ribosome
Source: RefSeq, a predicted model, not a curated record
UCCCACAUCGCGACAGGACUGCUGGUCAGCCAAACCAAGCGCUAAGAAAGCCAUAACAGCGAGAGCACGCGUCAACGCCAUUGUCGACGUGUGCGCAUGCGUAAGGGUCGUAAACUCGGGUGGCAAGAUGGUGCGGGCAAAGAUUAAGAUGCGGGAUUUGCGUGGCAAGAAGAAAGAGGAGUUGGAGAAACAGCUCGACGAUCUGAAAACUGAAUUGUCGCAGCUCCGUGUUGCGAAAGUUACUGGUGGAGCAGCGUCAAAACUAUCAAAGAUUAAGCUUGUUCGUAAAUCCAUAGCUCGAGUGCUGACUGUUAUCAACCAAACUCAACGAGAACAGUUACACAAGUUCUUUAGAGGAAAGAAGUACAAGCCUUUGGAUUUGAGGCCAAAGAAGACAAGAGCACUGCGAAGGCUGCUGACGAAGCAUGAAAGAUCAUUGAAGACCGAAAGACAGAAAAAGAAAGAUAGACACUUUUCACUUAGGGUCUAUGCAGUCAAAGAGUAGAUUGUUGUUGGUAAUAAAGUGGAGUUGUGAUGGAAGCUACCUGUCGUACUGAUUAUGAUUUCCAUAACUAGACUGCUUGUGCUUGCAUGACAUAAUUAUUAUAACCCAGCACUUGCUGUGAUGAUA